Molecule: messenger RNA, 3146 nt
Organism: Nematostella vectensis (starlet sea anemone)
Lineage: Eukaryota; Metazoa; Cnidaria; Anthozoa; Actiniaria; Edwardsiidae
Product: protein O-mannosyl-transferase 1
Exons: 20
Coding region: 143-2479 (778 amino acids)
Biological process (GO): protein O-linked glycosylation via mannose
Cellular component (GO): membrane; endoplasmic reticulum
Molecular function (GO): dolichyl-phosphate-mannose-protein mannosyltransferase activity
Source: RefSeq, a predicted model, not a curated record
UUCCGGUUCCGGUUUUAUCCUGGCCUGGUUACCAAAUGAGCGUCUCUUCUUGUUCUCACGACAAGCGGUCAUUUUGCUGUCUAUAAUUUUAUGCAUUUUUUCUUUCGAAUUCGCCUUUCCAUGGGAAUAGCGGUGAUAAAUUAUGACCACUGAGGUGGCAGCAUUCUACGUUGAGAAGACAAACGUGGAAAAGUUCAAGAAAUCGGACAAGCCAUCCUUAGUAUCCCAAACAUCGAAAACUUCCAAACAGAUUAAUGGUGAUCCAUUAAAAGAUAACAGCAGCACCCCUUCUACUACACAAGCUGCUACCUGCUCAGAUCCACCCUUAACCAUGAGCCUACAGCUAAAUGUCAUCUGGACUGUCAUGGUUGGUUUAUCGCUGGGCACUCGGCUAUGGCAGCUCUCAACUCCCAAACAUGUAGUAUUUGAUGAGGUUCACUUUGGUAAAUUCACCAAUUUCUUCAUGCAACACAAAUAUUUCUUUGAUGUUCACCCACCUCUAGGGAAACUCCUUUUUGCUGUAACAGCAUAUUUAUCUGGGUAUGAUGGCAACUUCUCCUUUGAUGACAUAGGACAAGAUCUUGGAGAAUAUGAGUUCCAUGUGUCCUUGUUAAGAUUUGUUCCUGCAUUGCUAGGAGGUCUUAUAGCUCCUUGUAUUUAUGAGAUAGUGCUUGAGCUUGGUUGCACACAAUGGACUGCCGGCUUUGCUGCAUUUUUAAUAAUUUUUGAAAAUAUGCUGGUUGUCCAAAGCAAGUUUAUAUUCUUAGACGGGCCAUUACUCUUCUUUAGUAUUGCCUCGGUUCUAUGUUAUUUGAAAUUUAGGAAACAGUCAAAUAGGGUAUUUUCCUCGUCAUGGUGGUCAUGGCUGGUACUAACUGGCCUGAGUCUAACCGCUGCCUGUAGCACUAAAUACACGGGUGUCAUGACUCUGUUAGUUGUUGGCACCAUGGUUGCUCUAGAUUACUGGAAAUUGAUAGGCGAUCCCUCUAUACCAGCUCGUGACCUAACUCGACAUCUUGUGGCACGAGGUAGUUGUCUUGGCAUAAUGCCCGUAUUACUGUACUUGCUGCAAUUCUAUGUGCUGUUUGCUCUGAUAUACAAGACUGGUCCACAUGACGACAUGAUGUCCAGCGCUUUCCAAGCAAGUCUUGAGGGAGGAUUAGCAAAGAUAACCCAAGGUCAAGCAGAGGAGGUGGCGUAUGGCUCGCAGAUCACGUUACGCCACACCCAUGGCAAACAAUGCUGGCUGCACUCUCACCCUGAAACCUACCCCGUCAAGUACCCUGAUGGGCGUGGCAGCUCAGCCCAACAGCAGGUCACGUGUUAUAGCUUUAAAGACGUCAAUAAUUGGUGGAUCGUAAAAGACCCACACAAUGACAGUUUGAAUGUAGACUGGCCGCCUCGCCCUGUCAAAAAUGGCGAAAUCAUUCAGUUAAUCCAUGGAAUUUCGGGUAGAGCCCUGAACAGUCACGAUGUAGCAGCUCCGCUUUCACCCACCAACCAAGAAGUAUCUUGCUAUAUUGACUACAACAUCUCCAUGCAUGCGCAGAAUCUAUGGAGACUGGAAAUAGUGAACCCUGAUGGAAGUGGGAUAUGGAAGACUAUCCAGUCCCAAGUUCGACUAGUGCACCUCAACACAUCACAAGCCGUCAAGAUAACAGGUCUUCAGCUGCCUGACUGGGGCUUCCAUCAGUUCGAGGUUGCUACGGACCGAGUCAUCAACCAGCAGGACACAGUAUGGAACGUUGAGGAACACCAGCAAAACAUAUCAUACCCUGAAGGGUACGUUCCAGAGAAGAAAGAUAAAACAUCGAUUGAACAACAAGCGCCACAGGCUGCCAAACCCAUGGCUUUCUUCCCGAAAUUCUUGGAGAUGCAGUGGAAGAUGAUCCAGUCAAACAAGGAGCUCUCUGGGGAGCACACUUUCAGCUCCACGCCCUCUCAGUGGCCUAUCAUGAAGCGUGGAGUGGCUUACUGGAUACAUAGGGACAAAAAUAUGCAGAUAUACUGCCUGGGUAACCCGCUGGUUUGGUGGGCUGGUUCGCUUUCCGUGCUAGCCUAUGGUGGACUACUGGUGAUAUAUCUGCUGCGAAGGCGGAGAGCCGUGAAUGACCUGGACCAAGAGUCCUGGGAGCGCUUCGUGUUCGUCGGUGAGCUGCUGGUGGGUGGGUACUUGGUCCACUACCUGCCAUUCUUCCCUAUGGAACGUACACUAUUCAUCCAUCACUACCUCAACGCACUGCUCUUCAAGAUCAUCCUACUAGCAGUGAUCACAGAUCACGUUUAUAAACACGUGUUUACGCACCAUUAUCUCCGCUACGCUAUCACCGCAGGAUGCUCGAUUUACGUCAUUGUUGUUAUGGCAACCUUCUAUUUCUUUAGUCCGGUAACCUAUGGUCACGUGGAACUAUCAUCUGCACAGAUCAACCAGAGAAAGUGGCUACGAACUUGGGACAUGCUAUCGCAUCCAAACACGUGACAAGUCACGCUAUACAAGCUUUGACUAGUAAUUGCGUGACUGUCGUGCCGGUUUAUUGCGUGACAAGUGACGGGUCAUUGCGUGACAAGUCACGUGAUACAUGUCAUUGCAGGUCAUUCCGUGACGAGUCAGGUGGUACAUGUAAUGGCGGAUCGUCGCCUGUCAAGUCACAUGGUACAUGUCGUGGCGGGAAAUGACAAGUCACGCAAUGCAUGUCAGCAGAUCGUUGCGUAACAAGUCAGGUGGUGUAUGUCAUGGCGGGUCAUUGCGUGACAAGUCACGUGAUAUAUGUCGUGACAGUUCGUUGCGUGACAAGUCAUGUGGCGCAUGUCAUGGCAGGUUAUCGUAUGACAAGUCACGUGGUGUAUGUCGUGACUGGUCCGUUGCGUCAGAUUGUCAGUGUCUUGGACGUUGCACAUAGCAUAUAUUAAAGCACAGGUCAUGUUCUUUACAGGACGUAUUUUAUCCAUUUGAGUCUUCCGUAGACAGAAAUCUUAAAUUUAGAUCGUGAGACCCGUUUAAACCAUAGUGAUUAUUCAAAUGGAUGUAUAUAUUUUACACUGUUCUAGGUAGAUUGUAAAUCCGACAAGGAUAAUUUUCAAAGUGAAUAAAAUGAAGAUGUAACGUAUGAUAAGUUAGCAAAAAAUACUGCUUAAAUUUUGCUAUA